AUGGGCCCCCAAGACAGUCUGCAGGGCCUGGACGUCCACGGUGCCUUCAGCGACACUGAUGGCGUGAUCACCACAACCAUGAACGACCUCCCGGGCUACCGCGUGACUCGGGUUCUGGGCGCCGUCUACGGACUCACCGUGCAAUCGCGCAACCUGGCCGCAGGACUAGGCAUGGUGCUCAAAUCCAUCGGUGGUGGGGAAUUGGGCAUGUUCACAACAAUGCUGUACCGCGCGCGCAACGAGGCCGUGUCCCGCAUGGUGGGCGAGUGUUUGCAGAAGGGCGGAAAUGCGAUUAUCGCGCUCCGAUUUGAUACGAGCGAUCUGGGAGGGUUUGCGCAGCGGGAUAGCGGCGGCCAGUUUUUGGGGAGCAUUUUCCAGAAUAGUUGCUGGCUCCGCAUUUGUCGUCUCAACUCUCAAGCCCGCGAUGCAUGCAGCCAGACAAUGACGUAA
Messenger RNA from Histoplasma mississippiense, 450 nucleotides. RefSeq lists its product as hypothetical. Lineage: Eukaryota; Fungi; Ascomycota; Eurotiomycetes; Onygenales; Ajellomycetaceae. The transcript has 2 exons. The record is from RefSeq and is a predicted model, not a curated record. The coding region runs from base 1 to 450 and encodes 149 amino acids.